This is a messenger RNA of Carassius carassius (crucian carp), 2819 nucleotides long. RefSeq names its product BMP-binding endothelial regulator protein-like. Gene Ontology annotation, molecular function: protein binding. The coding region runs from base 165 to 2162 and encodes 665 amino acids. The transcript is spliced from 14 exons. NCBI's taxonomy places the organism in Eukaryota, Metazoa, Chordata, Actinopteri, Cypriniformes, Cyprinidae. The record is from RefSeq and is a predicted model, not a curated record.
GGAUUGUCCACCGCGCGCGUUCGCCGAAGGUUUCGGGAUCGAGUCCCCCAUGACACCCACGUCCCCCUCUCUCUGGAUCUUAACGAAAACCAUUUAUACAGGCUUUGGAUACUCGAUUUAUUCAUUUUUUCUCUCUCCCCUCAUGCGUCUGGAGCGAAUUUAGGAUGCUGUGUCUGUCUCCUCCAGUAACCUACAACCUGUUAUUCUGGUUUUUAAUUCUCCAAACACCACAUUUAACUGCACCUUUAAUCAUCGGUACGGAGGCUAGCUGUGAAAACGAGGGAGAAGUGUUACACAUCCCCAACAUCACUGACAACCCCUGCAUCUCCUGCGUCUGUCUGAAUCAGAAAGCAGACUGUAAGCAGGAGAAGUGUUCGCCGCUGGCAGAGGACUGUGCACUAGUGGUCAAACAGACAGGAGCCUGCUGUGAAAGAUGCAAAGGUUGUCAGCUAAAAGGGACGUCCUACAACAGUUCCCAUCACUGGACCAGCCCUGUGAAGCCCUGUGUCACAUACAGCUGUCAGGAAGGUGUCAUCACUGAAGCAGAAAUGAGGUGUGUCAUUCACUGUAAGAAUCCCAAAAUCCAUCCAAAGAAAUGCUGCCCGACUUGCCCAGGGUGUAUUUUCGAGGGGAAUUUAUACAAAGAAGAUGAAGAAUUUCAUCCAGAAGGGAAUCCCUGUAUUAAAUGCAUCUGCGCAGGAGGGCAAAGCAUGUGUCAUAAACUGGUGUGUCCUGUUCUGUCCUGCCCAUCUCAUCUGACCCAGACUCCACCGGGCCAGUGCUGUCCUACAUGUCGUGGUCAAAGGAGGGUGUUUGACUUGUCGCCUGGCAGCUGUCUGUUCCACAGUGAGGUCUAUGAGAACGGUACAUCCAUCAGCAAUGACAACUGCACCACCUGCACUUGUGUUGACUCUACGGUGCUGUGCAGGAAGAGAUGCUCAGCGCCUGGCAGCAGUCAUGGCUGUGAAGAGUGCCAGUCUCAUCUGAAGAUAGAAGAUGUGAAGUACUGCAGGGUGAAGAGCAAAAUCUAUAGGGAUGGUGACAGAUGGUCGUCUGCUAACUGUUCUCUGUGCACCUGUGUUAAGGGGAAUAUUGAAUGUCAGCCCAAGAUUUGUGUUCCUAUUACCAGCUGUCCCUUGAACAAGAUAUUGAAUCGAACUGGAUGCUGUCCUGUUUGCACUGAUAAGCCAGGUGUGUGUACCGUUUUUGGAGACCCUCACUAUAACACUUUUGACGGUCGCACCUUUAACUUCCAGGGCACGUGUAAAUACGUGCUCACUAAGGACUGCUCCCCAGCGGCCAGUUUCACGGUGCUGGUGAAGAACGAUGCCCGUCGCACACGCUCCUUCUCGUGGACCAAAUCAGUGGAGCUGCACACAUCAGGCCUGAGCAUCAGCCUUCACCAACACCUGACCGUCCGUCAAAACGGCACACGCAUCGCACUUCCCUUCCAUAGCACAGGGGUCCACAUUGACCUGGAUGGAUACCUGCUCAAACUCACCACCAUCGCAGGCCUGGAGAUCACAUGGGACGGGGACAGUCUGGUGGAGGUGGUCGCAGCACCCCAUCUGAAGGGGCAGCUCUGUGGGCUGUGUGGGAACUACAACGGUCAAAGGCGGGACGACUCUCUAGGAGGAGACGGCCAGUUUAAGUUUGACGUGGAUGAAUUCGCUGAGUCUUGGCGUGUGGAGGACAAUGAGUUGUGUAAGGCACCGAAACGCAGGCCCACGUCCUUCCUCUGUCCCGGCACAGUCAAAGUAAAGCUGCGUGCACACAGAACGUGCCAAAAACUCAAGUCCUGGGAGUUUCAGAAGUGCCAUUCUGCUGUAGACUUUACCUCUUUCUAUAAGUCAUGUGUAACAGACAUGUGUGAGUGUCCAGUGCAUAAAAACUGUUACUGCGAGUCGUUUAUAGCCUACAGUCGAGCGUGUGAGAGAGAGGGCAUUCGAGUGCACUGGAGACCGGAGCUCACCUGCAUGAGCACACACUGCAAACAUGGUGCAGUUUAUGACACAUGUGGACCUGGCUGCACUAAAACCUGCAAUAACUGGAAUGAAAUUGGUCCCUGUCAAAGGCCCUGUGUCGCUGGCUGCCACUGUCCGGCCAGCCUGGUCCAGUUUGAAGGCCACUGCAUUAAAUCGACAUCCUGCCCCGUGCGAUGAACCUCAGGACUAUAAACGCAGAGGGCUGCAAGAGAUCCAAACACAGAGGCAAAAAGAGCACUGUGAACCCUGAACCUUGCUUCCCUCAGCUGUAAGACUCGCCAGUAUCUUCUAAAUAAGCUUCUCUGUGGGGACUCAGGAUCUCUCAGGAUGCUUGCUCUAUGUGGAUUUCUCAUAAGUGGUGAAUACCAAAUCCUAAGUGCCUUACUGAAGUCUGGAAUGAACUCAGUGUUACCAAACAAAAAGAACCAGAACCGGACAUUCUGAGUUAAGUGUGGGGUAUACAGCAUACAUAAACUAUAGUAUUAUCCAUUUAUUGGGUCAGCCAGUAUUUAAUACACAAUUUCUUUAUUGAAAGGGAAAUUAUUUAUGUAUUUGUUGUUUAUUUUGUAAGUCAGGUACUCAGAAGUGACUUAUUAUAGCAUUAAAGAGAAGUGUACUUUAUUUGUCCAGCCAAGAGUUCAUACACUGAUGUAUGCGUUAUUCUAACUGUACAUUUCACUUGACCCAUUAAGAUAUUAUAUAUAACCAGUAUAAAGCUUAUUUACUUUCACAGGAAAACAUUUGUAAAGGUUUUCUCAUCAGGAAGUGCAGUGUGAUGUUGGUGCACACAACUCAGGUUCAGAGAUGUCUUGUGUUGAUUCAGGACUGGGUACA